GAAAGCCCAUGAGUAAACUUAUAUUAGAAAUGUAAAAGAUGCAGCUGCAAUAGAUCCAUCAGAUCUUGUUGACAAAUACAAUGUAGUGUACUAAGUGUAGGCACACAAUGAAUAAUAGAUGUGAACUUAAUGACAUAUAGUUCUUUGAUCCGUUGUUGAAUUAAAAACUGGAAUGAAAAUGUCUAAAUCUGCGAAUGCCCCAAAUAACACAUUGGUAAACCCAACAAGUAUACUGGGUGAAAACUUCACAGGGAGAGUGUCUCCAGUGAACUAUACUUUUACAGACACUGUAAAAGAUACUGACGAUGUCAAACAUAUUAUCAUCAAACAGAUCCCAGAAAAUCAAGCCUUCUCACCCUCUGGUCCAUUUACAUCCAUCAAGACGGAUCAACUAAACCUUUCGACUCCAAAACUUUUUCUUGAGAAAUCUGCAGCAACCAAAAAGAUUGUGAUUGUUACGUCAAAUGUGAAUAAUCGUACUACAGCUGCCAGAGUGCUUGAGAGCUUGUCACACGAUCCAUGGAAAUUAUCAAAGGAAACAGGUGUUUCUCGAAAUCUUGACAGACCCAAGACACCUAUUGAAGUUGUGAGAACAAGUGCUCCUCUCACUGUUGUAUUACCACAUCAAAAACAAAAGGAACCAAGGGCAGGUUUUGGCGAAAACACCAAUGUCUCUGCAGCUACCUCAAGUACAGGUCACAAUGACUCUCUGACCAAUCUAGGAUGGGUAAACAGGGUCACUGGUGACAAUGUGAUAUCGAGUUGCGGCCCAGGUCUCCCAGAAUUCACUGGACCCCCAAGCACUAUGCAGCAGGCCAACGAUCGUCUCCAGCUUGAUUUACAUAACACUGAUAGCCUGGUGGAUAUUAGGAGGGUGGCAACUGAGUGUGGCACAAGGCAACGGCCCCCUUACUCAUACCUUCACCUCAUUCAGAUCGCAAUCGGUAGUUCCCCUGCACAGAAGUUGACACUCAGGGAAAUCUACAAGUGGAUUGAAGACAUGUUCCCAUUCUAUAAACACACUAAUGGAGAGGGCUGGAAAAAUUCUGUGCGUCACAACCUGUCACUUUAUGAUGUUUUCAUGCGGGUUCAAGGGCAGAAGGGUGAGCAGUCUUCCUAUUGGAUGCUUAACAAGGAACUCCUUGAACGGGAAAAGAAUAAUGGGGUUCCUCCAUGGCAUUGUAAGGCCAUCAAAUCAAAACCUAAAAAACCUCGAAAUCCCAGGAUAACAAAGGUAGUGACACCAGUGGAGACACAUUCGCAGCGAUUGCUGAUACCAAAACCAAAAACUUUGCCAAUACAGACUGUAAAUCCUGUCUCUGGACUCCAAAUAUCCAGAGCUCAUUUCCAAGGAAGUCAGUUGUCUGGAACAACUUUGACCGGAACUCCACUUUCAGGCACUCCAUUGUUGAGUAUUAAUAACUUUCAGUCAGCAGUCCCAGUGAACACUUCGUUCAAUCAAACAAAUGAGAUGAAGCCGAUACUGCCGAAGCCAAAUAGUGAUAAAUCGUACACUCUCAUGCCAAUCUCAGACCCAUCUAUUCUGCCUGCUGGUCUCCCAGUUUUCUAUGCCCCAGUCAAUAGUUACACUACACAAGGUUCACAUGUUCAAGACAACAGCUUCUCUCCCCCAGGAUCCAAGAAAUCACGACUCAGUCACAACCUUACUAAGGAUAUAAUAAGUCUAGCAUGGUUGAAUGCUGGGAUCGAGAAUACACCAAACAGGUCACAUGAUCCUGUGACAUCAACAGAACCACUGAUUUCACCGGAUUCGGGUAUUGAAUCAAAGGCAAGUGAUACCAGUCACGAUAGAAGUAAACCACUUAUCACAAAGCCAAGAAAAUAUAAGAAAAGAGCACCGAGAAAAAGUACACAUAAAAAGCUACGUGAUGAAUCUGAAAAUAUUGAAUCAUUCACAGAAGUGUUUAAUAAUAUAUGUGCAGCAGCGGUGAAAACAAAUUCAUCACCAAAUCAAGACUUGUUAAAGACUCCUCCGAAAUCCCAAAAUAUGGCUACGUCUACACCAAACAAAGGCCUCAUGCUAACCCCAAAUUGGUGUUCUCCAAUUGCCAAUCUAACUCCACUUAGGAAUACCAGUAAUUUAUUAGAAAGUGGCGGUUACAACUGGACACCCUUCAGGAUAACACCUGUCAGGACUAAUGGAACAAAGGGAACACCAGGAUCAGCUCGACGUAAGGAGGCUGAGAAAAAUAUGAUUACAGACAUAUUUGGGAUAACGCCAUUGAAAAAUAAUGAAUUGCUUAACGAUAGUUUGAAUUUGCAUGACACUAGUUUCAGUCAUAUAUUUAAUGGAACAAGCAUGCCUUUUGAAACCAUAGAUGAAGGCACACCUGUUGACGCAUUUGGAAAUAUAAGUUUCUCAACGUUGUGAUAAAGGAUAUACUUCAAGUCGACACUUCACUAACUUACAAGUAUCUUCCCCAAGAACUAUGUAGUCUAAACAUUCGCAUUGCCAAGUAUAGGCCAAGAGGAAAAGGAAUCCUUUUUACUCAAAUCACUGUUUUUCAAAUUUUAUAUUCUCUUUUGUUAGGCUGAAUUUAAAAUAUAAAGUUAGAAUAUUACAACACUACAUAUUAUGCAGAUAAGUACUAGGCCUAGCCUAUAUAUUUGCUUUUAAUUUGAUGCUACAGUAAGUACAAACAUUAAGUCAGUUGAUCUUGG
Owenia fusiformis is the source of this 2682-nucleotide messenger RNA. The record is from the annotation of a GenBank genome assembly. Lineage: Eukaryota; Metazoa; Annelida; Polychaeta; Sabellida; Oweniidae.